UCUGACAUUUAAGUUAAAUUUCACUAAUAUGGUUGUAGUAUAAAGAUCUGCCUUCAAUUCUUUUGCCUUAUUUUUUUGAUCUUAUUUUUUAACCAAAGGAAUAAAAGUAUAACAGGUAAGUUAAUUUUUAGCACUGUCCAUUGACUUCUUGUCAUAGCAGGUGAAAGCUUAGCUUCUUCGGUCCACCGUGACGUUAUUUCCCUCCCUGUGUUCCCUCAACGUGUAUCAGUUUUCAUGAAAUCAGAAUCAAUGUUUACAUUACUACGACUCUGCAAAUAUUGUGCACUGCUGAGCCAUAUAGUUCUCUGACUGUGCCUCCUCCUUGUACGCCCUUCAUUCUUCUUCUUCAAUAUUAAUGAAAUUGGAGCCCUUCUGCACUUCUCUAGGAUAACCCAACCCCCCUUUUCCUAGCCAACGUGAUCUCACACAGCCACAUGCAGUAAGUAGCUCCCUGCCCGGUCUCCCUGCUUUCACAUUCUUCAUUUUUUCUGUGGAAUUAAUUUCCUGACUAUAUUCACUUGCCUGUUUUCUAACAGCUAUUUUUUUCCCCAAAUGUUUUAACAUUUGUCACAUGCCUAUCAAAAAUAUUUUCCGUCUACUAAGCCACAUCUGUUCCAUUUUUUUCUUGGAGACACUUUUCCCCAAUCUUUUGUCUUCCUACUCCCAUAUAGACUGGUGUUCCCCUAGGCCGGCUCUAUGCCUCUUUUCCUGGGAUAUCUGUGUGAAGUCAUCUGGGAUCUCACAUAACUCUGCUCUCUUAUGUUGGAUCCCCUAUGUCCUAGAUUCUGUUUCCCUCUUGUCUUGUUAUACUUCCUUGUUUUACUGGAGCACAUUUUCGUGGGAAAAGGGCACAUGGGCAGAAAGUUUAUAGAGAUCUAGCCUCUCUGAAACUCCUUCUAUUUGAUAAAGUAUAGAAUUCUCAGUUGAAACUAAUUUUUGCAGUUCUAAAGACACUUCCCUCUCAUCUUCUCAUUUACACUGUUGCUCUUAAACCUGUUGACAUUGUAUGGUACAUUGUACAUUACCGAUUGUAGUCAUUUCCCCCCAUCCCUUCCUUCUCGGGAACCUUUUAGUACCUUCCCUCUCCCUGGGAUUUUGAAAUUUCAUAAUUUGGUUUGGUAUAGACCUUUUUUGUGUGUUUCUUUGACAUUCUGUUUUUUUCUUCCAGGUUCCUAUUAUUCGGAUGUUGGAAGUCUUAGACUUACCAGAUCGCUAACUUUUUUCCCCUCCUGCUUUGCAUUUUGUCUUUUUGUCCUGCUUCCUGGAGAUUUCCUUGACUGUGCUCUAAUCCUUCUAUUGAAUAUAUUGUUUUGUCUACCUUAUUUUCAAUUUAUAGAGUUCUCUUAUAUCCUGUCAUUCUUUUUUUCACUGGUGCAAUUUCAAGUUUUCAUUUGCUCCUGAGUUUUUAUCACUCCCAUCAAUUCCUUCUUCCUGUUUUGUUUUGUGUUUUUUUUUAAAGCAUCCUUAUAUUUUAUUUUAUUUAUUUAUUUUUUGGCUGCAUUGGGUCUUGGUUUCUGCACGUGGGCUUUCUCUGGUUGCGGUGAGCUGGGCCUACUCUUUGUUGGGUGCGUGGGCUUCUCAUUGCAGUGGCUUCUCUUGUUGCGGAGCACAGGCUCUAGGGCGUGUGGGCUUCAGUAGUUGUGGCUCAUGGGCUCUAGAGCGCAGGCUCAGUAGUUGUGGCGCAUGGGCUCAGUUGCUCUGUGGUAUGUGGGAUCUUUCUGGGCCAGGGCUCGAACCCGUGUCCCCUGCAUUGGCAGGCGGAUUCUUAACCACUGCGCCACCAGGGAAGUCCCAUUCCUUCUUCCUGUUUUGAUCUCUUACUUGUUGGGGGCUUCCCUCAAACGUGUGAUGGUCCUUGGCUGUCUGUUAAGAUCUAAUUGGAAGCAUCACUUGGACAACUCGUUAACUGAUGGGCCUCACUGCAAGGAUUUGGGGACCACGCCUCUGAACCCUGAGCCUGCCUUGGGUUCUGUAAGACGAACUGGUUUUCUUGUUCCUGUCCUAGUCACUCUCCGUAUCUCCAGGGCAGCUUACUAAAAAGUAUAGCUCAUGCUCAACAAUAUUUCUAGAUGACAGCACAGUCAGCCAGCCUCAUCUUAGAACCACAGUAAAACGUAUGACCUUAGCAAUAUAUUACCACAUAAAGAACAGAGAUGCAGAUAGAUCCUUGGAUAUUUUUGAUGAGAGAUUACAUCCACUCACACGAGAAAAGAUGCCAGAGGAAUACUUCGAGCAUGAUCCUGAACACAAAUUCAUUUACAGAUUUGUUCAUACUCUUUGUAGUGCCGCACAGCUAACUGCUGAAAGUGCAGUAGUAACUUUGGUUUACUUAGAAAGGCUUUUAACUUAUGCUGAGAUCGACAUUUGCCCCACUAACUGGAAAAGAAUUGUUUUGGGAGCCAUUCUUCUUGCCUCCAAGUUUUGGGACGAUCAGGCUGUAUGGAAUGUGGACAACUGCCAGAUCCUCAAGGACAUUACAGUUGAGGACAUGAAUGAGAUGGAAAGGCACUGCCUGGAGCUACUUCAUUUUAAUAUUAAUGUUCCUUUCAGUGUGUAUGCCAAAUACUACUUUGACCUUCGCUCCUUAGCAGAUGACAACAACCUGAAUGUUCUAUUCACUCCUCUUAGCAAAGAAAGAGCACAGAACUUAAAGGCCAUUUCCAGAUUGUGUGACGACGAAUACAAAGACGUGUGUAGAGCUGCUAUGAGAAGGUCUUUCAGCGCUGAUAAUUUCAUUGGUAUUCGGCGCUCCAAUGCCAUCCUCUCUUAAGGGAGAAGUGAGGGGUUGUAACAUCAUAAACCCCUCGAAACAAGGACUGGAGAAAUAGCACCUCUCCUGCUCAGAAACCAGCAAAGUUAGUAUUUUCACCUUAAAGAAAGACAUUGAAUUCAAGAGACUCAUGGACAAGCGAAGAUUAUGCUCAUAGGAAAGAACAGGACCUCGUCAAUGUAACACGCUCUUCUGUCCUUUUUAUUGUAAACAGAGUUACAAAAACCACUCCAAAGCUAAAAGCUCCCAAUCCAUGCACAGAUAUCUGCUCCCAAUCGACACACAGAUAUCUGAUAGCUGAGAACUAUGUGAGGUUUUUUAAUUAAUAGCUUAAAUUUUUAGACUUUAAAGACUUUAGACUUUAACUAUAUAAAGACUUUUAACUAUUUAAA
This is a messenger RNA of Balaenoptera acutorostrata (minke whale), 3162 nucleotides long. RefSeq names its product cyclin-Y-like protein 1. Gene Ontology annotation, biological process: regulation of cyclin-dependent protein serine/threonine kinase activity; regulation of canonical Wnt signaling pathway; apoptotic signaling pathway. The record is from RefSeq and is a predicted model, not a curated record. Gene Ontology annotation, molecular function: protein kinase binding; cyclin-dependent protein serine/threonine kinase activator activity. Bases 2117 to 2770 code for a protein of 217 amino acids. Gene Ontology annotation, cellular component: mitochondrion; plasma membrane. NCBI's taxonomy places the organism in Eukaryota, Metazoa, Chordata, Mammalia, Artiodactyla, Balaenopteridae. The transcript has 8 exons.